CAAAGCUUCACAUUUAAAAAGCAAGCAAGUCGUCACAAAAAUUCAGUCGUUGUGUGUUAAUCAAGCAGUUACCAGGAGAAGCAAAUUUUCAUUAAUAUUUCUCAAAAUGACUAAGUAUACUCUUACAUAUUUUGAUGUUGAAGCUCUAGGCGAGCCAAUCCGUAUGUUGUUGAGCUAUGGAAAUCUUGACUUCACUGACAAUCGCAUUGAUUAUGAGAAGGACUGGGCUAAGUUUAAGACAGGUGAGUAAAAAACUUUUUUUUUCUUUAUCUUUAAAAAGUGGUAUGACUGAUAUGAGCGAUAAAAAAAUAUGAGUUGCUGGAAUGUUCUGAGGUAAAACACUUGUUCAUGCCUUAUUAUUUUGUACAUACUCAGCAUGAUGAUGACAAAUUUUUUUUAUCGCUACUAUCUCAAAAAUCUCAAUUGUCAAAUCAUGCCCCAAGUUUAAAUAAGUUCUAUAAUCAGCAUUUUAACUCAUUCAUGCAUCGAAAAAAUCAAUUGAAUCAAUUAUGAAUCUUAAAUAGACAUCAAAACUUGCAAUUAAUUAAUCAACACUUAACGGUUUUUUUUUAAAUUAUAGCAAUGCCAAUGGGUCAAGUUCCAAUUCUUGAAGCUGAUGGCAAAGUUAUGUAUCAAUCUUUGGCUAUUAGCCGUUAUCUUGCGCGUUUAGUUGGACUCUACGGAGAAAAUCCAUUGGAAGAUUACGAAAUUGAUAAUGCUGUUGACAAUAUUAAUGAUUUCCGUGCCAAACUUGCUGGCGCUCAAUACGAACAAAAUGCAGUCGCAAAGGAGGAAAAAUUCAAGUUGUUGAAAGCUGAAACAAUUCCAUAUUUCCUCGAAAAACUCGAUGCUAUUGCAGCUGAAAAUGAUGGACAUUUUGCACUUAAGAAGUUUACUUUGGCUGAUGUGUACUUUACAGGAAUGUCGAAUUAUUUGAGCUUAAUGGCACAACAAGACAUCACUGCCAAUUAUCAGAACUUGAAGAAAGUUGUUGAAAAUACUAUUGCUACACCUGGAAUCAAAGAAUGGGUUGAAAAGCGCCCAAAAAAAGUUUAAUCAUUUUUGUUGUUUUCUUGAGUUCGGCUUUGCAGUCAGCAAUAAAAGAGUUUGGCU
This is a messenger RNA of Chironomus riparius, 1113 nucleotides long. Lineage: Eukaryota; Metazoa; Arthropoda; Insecta; Diptera; Chironomidae. The record is from the annotation of a GenBank genome assembly.